AGGCAGCUGGAGGUGAGAGGCCUGCUCGGGCCCUUCCCGGGAUGCAGGGCACGGUAUUCACCCUUUCCUUCCCUGCUGUGAGCACCCUUAUCCACAGCCAGGACACCCACGCACAGCCUUGAACGGCCACCCACGUCCUCUGAGGAGGUCAGGACAGCAGUCUAGCGACAGGGAGGGCCUGUGAGAUGGGCUGGUACAUGGAUGCUGGGCUCCUGCCAGAGCGGGGCCGUGGGCCUCUGGUUGUGCAGAGCCUGGGCCCCAGGCGGGACAGACACACAAGGGGAAUGUCUCCCGGCCAUCCAGGAGGCAGGACCUGGGGACAAGGACCCAGGCUUGCCGGAGGUCCCAGGUGUCCAGCUGGGCACUGAAGCCUCAGAGCCCCCACACUGUAGGGGCGCCAGGAGUGCCCCAGAGCCCCGCCUGCGCAGGCAGGUCAGCAUGGGGCCCAGGGGCUGCUGUGAGUGUCGGCAGCACCCCAGGCAGGUGGGGAAACACCCGAGUGGACCCAGGCCACCGCUUGCCCUUGCAUGCAGAGGCACUGAGGUCUGAGUCUGCACACAGUCGGGGACCUACUGUGUGCCGAGGGAGGCUGGGGCAGGGCUCAAACGGGGGUAGCUGUCCUGCCUUCAAGCAGCUCAUCCCUUACUGUUGUGUAGGAGGAGAGGGGACGGAAACCUGAGGGUGGCCAGGAGUAGGAAGGGCCAGGAGUGGGCCGGGCGGGCACAGGGCCCCAGGCGCCCAGGCAGAACAUAAACAGGAGCUCGCAGGCAGAGCGAGGAGCAGCAGGCGCCCCCAGGGUGCUCCUCUUCGGGCCGCUUGUAAAAUGAGGACAACAGCUCCCCAACAACCCUCCGAGGUCUGGGGGUCCCGCGUCUACGCUCAGGCUGCUGGCCCCUGCUCUCCCCUCUGCGCCUUGGACCCCGCUUCCUGAAGGAGGAGGAAGCAGCCCUCAGACAGAAGGAGCCGAGAUGAGCUCUCCUUCCCGCAAGCCCAGCUUCCUGCCCUGGGAGACCACAGCAGCCAGCGGGGGAAGGAGGGGUGGGAGGCGGCGGCUGGGCAGCCGCAGUGGGAGUGAGGCGGAGGGAGAUGAAGCGAGGCGACCAGGCUUCCGGGAAGUCUUUCUGGUGACGGGACAUCUAAGACGCCAUCGCAGUUACUGCUGUCAGAGGCCCACGUUAGGGUGCAGUGAAAGCUCAGAGAGGCUUCCUCUGGACCAGCAGCCUCUGCCAGCAGCCGGCACGGACUGUCCACGCCCUUGCUCAUGGGUCUGCUGGCUCCAGUCACCCAUGUACUGCUCGGCGUGUACUGAGCUUGCUGGACGCCGGAUGCCAGGCGCUGGCACCGUAACCAAGACGACCUUUGCCCUCAGUCACUGCAGGCCAUCAGCUCCGAGUCACACGCGGAUGCUAGUCUCGAGAUGCGUCUUGCGGCUCCCCUGGGGCCGGCACUGCUACACUUGUGACUGCACAGGCGAAGGAGACGGGAAACGGCAUCUGAUGUCACAGCAGGCUAGCAAAACCAUCCUGGGGCUCCUGUGGCACAGCUUCUGCCCCUGCGAAUCUGAGGUGCACUGUUUGCAGUCCUUAUCCAGUUCCUUCAUCCGGGACAGGGUGUCCAGCCUGUCGUACCUCCUCUCCCAGAUCCCCCUGCCUGGAGUUCUGGCAUCUACUGCACUUCGGUGUCCAGCUCAGCCCUGGCUCCACUAAGCCAUCCCUGAAUGCCCGCAGCACUUCUGUUGAAGGGAUGGGCAUAAGACAGAGUCAGCUAGACGCAAAGGAAGAGCGCUUACACCAAGUUAAGAGCUACUUGGCUACUUAGCCAUACAGCUAGUUCAACUUAGAAGUGUAAAAGCAAACGCAGGAAAACUGACAAAAAGGGUAAGUGCGCCAGCUUAGUUGAUGACUCCUCCUACGUCUGAGCUGGAGCUGGAGAAACUUACAAGUACACAGUAAACGGAUUUCCUUUAAACUGAGCCUGCUGAACAUCUGAUUUGCUUUAGACUCUGUAUAACAAAGCCGAAGCUCCAACUGGUUAUUCUAAACCCACGAGGCCACUUGUGACAGGGGAUCCCUCCAUAACUAAACAGGCUUCUGCUCUCCCCUCAACUACACAAGGCCAGGACAAAGAAAACACUCCCUCACCCUAUUUUCUGGGCCCCUCCUGGACCCUCACAGGAACUACUUUUCUUCUUGUAUUUCUAACGAACACUUUCCCGUUAACCUCCUUUCUGUCCGUGAGUCAUUCUUUGAGCUCGUGAGACAGAGCUCUCGGGGUGUACACUCACACUUCCUCUGCCCACCUUCGGCCUCACCUGUUUUUUGCUCACUCCUCCCUCCAGAUCAGCCCGCCCCUGUGCCCCUGCCUGCCCGCCCCACCGCCCCUCUGAUGAGCGCUCCGUGCAGGAUGCCCUUCACCUUCUGC
Molecule: messenger RNA, 2421 nt
Organism: Chinchilla lanigera (long-tailed chinchilla)
Lineage: Eukaryota; Metazoa; Chordata; Mammalia; Rodentia; Chinchillidae
Exons: 4
Coding region: 969-1706 (245 amino acids)
Source: RefSeq, a predicted model, not a curated record